AAUCAUGUGAAGAGGGGCGUUUCUAACGCCUUAUUUCCGGAUGUGGAUAUUCAAAGCUGUAUUUCUAGUUUUUCCCGUAGAUAAAAAUAAUUUACCUACCAGCCUGAUAGUAAUCUGCUUGUUGUUAUAACAUCUCUUAAAGUAGGCUUGUAAUGUUUUAUUGGGCAAUCGUUGUGCUCCGGAUGUUCUGAGGCCAUGAACAGCUAUUCCCUCGGUCUUGCUAACUGAUGUUUUGGUUAGUCAACUUUGGCGCCUUCGUUUCGUACUAGCUCGCCUUGUGGAUGUAACGCUUUCAUUUUCUGCUUAGGUAACUUUACGCAACACUUACUUGAACAUGCAUACUUUUCUUAAUCACGGUAUAUAAUUGCUCUUGUUUUUGAUGCCUCUUCUUUUUUCUUCUUCUUCAGUUUACAUCCACGCUACACGUUCGUAUUAGGCAUACAUAUUAUGAUGGGGACUAAUGGCCCCUUACCACUCAGACUCCUAUGACAAUGGAUUUGUAUCCGUUGUAUAAUUACAUCCUGAAGUUAAGAAAAUAGUGAUAAUUCUAAAUUAAAGACGGCUCACAUAGCAAAGUUUAAAAGUUCUCUGUAUGUAAUUCCAGAUAAUAGAAUACUUGCAGAAAAUAGCUGCAAUAUAAACUGCAGAGAAAGUAGAGGAGGAUGGCCCCGGAGACACCGUCAGUAGUACGGGCUACUCAGGCCUGGCUGCAGUCCUCUCGCCAUGUCCAGGUUCCCUUUGCCUGGCUUGAAGCCUGCGUUGAGUGGAUUCAAGGAGACACUGGAGGAGCAAAUCAUCUGUCUCAGCAGCAAAUCAAUCAGCAGGUCUUGGAUCAGUGGCUCCUGACAGAUCUGAGAGACCUGGGUCACCCGGUUCUCCCUGAAGGGCUCGCUCAGGCCCAGAAGACGGAACUCAAUGGCACGUUUUGUGUCCAGGUUGACUCAUUGCUGGAUGUCAGUCAGCCUGCAUAUGGUCAGCUGCAGAAGUGGAGGGGUACAGACUGCACCAAUGAUGAGGUCUCCGCUGUCACACAGACCACUCAGAGGCCCUGGGAGGCCAAAGCGACCCGCAUGCUGCUGCUCCAGAUUACAGACGGAGUUCAGAGCUUGGAGGCCAUGGAGUAUCAAUCCAUCCCUGCGCUCAGUUCAACACUCAGGCCUGGAGCAAAGCUGCAGUUGCAAGGCAAGAUGGUUUGCAGACUUGGUGUUGUGCUUUUGGGGCCGUCCAAUGUAAAGAUGCUGGGUGGUGAGGUAGAGGACUUGGUGGAGAGGAAUACUCAGGGCCGGGUGUUGUGCCGGACGCUGGGCCUCCCAGAGCCAGAGCAGCAGCAAGACGAAGAGGCUUCGAUGCAACCACGACAAGACAACCAGGCAGUGGAGGACCUGGAGGUGGACGAUGCAGAGCUGCUGGCCAGUCUGGAGGAACACAGUGAGGCUGAAGUCGUUCAGGUUCAGCCAUCUACAGAUAGUGGUUAUGGGACCUUGCAGGAGACCUCGACUCUGUCUUCUGUCCUUGGGGACAUUGUCUCAUUCAGAUCUGAUUCAACACAACCUAACAGGAGUGGGUCAGUUCGAAGAAACGAGGAUGACGAGGACCUCGUUGAGUUGUUCCACUCUGUCGUGACGGAUCAAAAUAGCCAAGAAGACAACAUGGCAGAUGACGAAUUUCCUGAUGAAGACUUUCCCCUGGACGAGUUAGACAGCGUUAUAUUACAGGAAGGUGGAAACGUUGACAACGAUCAUAGAAGCACACAUCAGAAUAACAGAAUAUUAGUAAAUCAAAGCGGUGUGGAAAGAGCAACAAAAGCCCAACCUGUUCGAUUUGAGGCGCAAACUUCACAUGGAUCUGGGACAUUUGAGGGGUCUGUUCCCUCCAGAUCCCUGAAAAGAGAUCAUCAAGGAUUCAGCAGGGAGGCUUCAACGACAUCCAAAGCCUUCUUUUCUCCGUCAGCCUUAGAGACAUCCGAAGAGUUGGGGUUGGGUGUUAAUGAUGAUGAUUUUAUGGAUGAAGACACGGACUGUCUUUUUCAAGAGGUUGAGCCCAAUCCAGUGCAAAGGGAGCAACCGAGGGGACUGGCUCAAAUCUCUGCUAAAGAACAAUUUGGAAGAGCUAGAGAAAGCAACACCAGCUCUAGCCUUUCCUCGAUGUCCCCAAAAACUGUGACUGGAACACCUCAAGAGAAAACUCACAGUUUAAACGCUGCAGAAGAUGACCCCAGCGUCCCUGCACUCACUCUGACCUCUGCACCUUUUACCUAUUUAUGCUUACUUGACAAGCUUCUGUCUAAACCCCGUUCACAACCCACUGAGGUCUGCGUCAAAGCCUUCAUUGUGACUUUGCUGGGAAAGCUGACCAGCAGUAAUGGAGUCUGGAGUGUUUCUGCUUCUAUAUCUGAUGGGACUGGCUACCUGGAUGUGGAGUUAUCCAAUGAGGUUUUGACAGGAUUACUGGGGUUCUCUGUAGCAGAGAAGACGGCUCUGAAGCGUGACCCGUCGCGCAGGGGGGAGCUAGACUCCGGCAUGCGGAGAUGCCAGGAAGAGCUGGUGGACAUGUGCUGCAUCAUGACGAUCGUCGCGAAGCCAGGCGACGGGAGAGCCGUGGUGGCCAAGGCUCAACCAGUCAGCGAGAGAGUGCUGCGGGAGCUGGAGCAGAGGGUGAGGGAAAGUAAACGCAGCUGAGUGGAAGUGGGUGAAAAUGAGAAAAUUACCUCCAAUGGAAACGUUAAAUUGCCCUUCGGCAGAGAUGAAAAAUUGCCAAUAAAGCUAUGAUCAAAAUUGAUGAUCAACUUGGCCCUCUGCUACAUUUUUGACAGCAGAAGGUGUGAACUGGGAGUCUGAUGAUCUGAUGAUCUUGUGUUGCAAUGCAUCCCAUCUGCUAUACGCGAACGCAGCAUUCUGCUGUUUGGCAUUAGUGGGUUUAAUUCUUCUGUUUAUUGUGCUACUACAGGCUGUAGAUCCACUGUGUUGCGUUUAGUUUACAGAAGAAAGAGGGUAUCUAAAUACUCACAUGCAGCCAUUAGCUGAAUGUUGGUUUAAACAACCCAGUUUUAAGCAUGACACAUCCUGUGUAGCAUUGAAAACUACACGGAGAGAAGAGCGGAGACGAGAGUAGGGAUACGGGGGUAUUCAUGUUCUGAUUACAGUAAUGAAUUGCCAGUCUAUGCAUUCAUGCAGCACGACCAUUACUUUUCACUGAAAAGUGAUUGAAUAGGCAAGGGCAGCAUGGGUCUUUAAUAAACUUCCUCAGAGGAGAAUGAAAGGAAAGCGGGGGAUAAAGGAGAGGCGAUGAGCUUUGAUUAUUUCUCUCCUCUCCAGAGCCACGUCCAUGGUUUUGGUUUUAAAUGUAAUGAUUUGUUUGUUUGUUUUUUUUGCUCCAAGUACUGGAAAUAAAAAGAUAUCAAAAGGUUUAUCAUAUCAGA
This is a messenger RNA of Poecilia reticulata (guppy), 3418 nucleotides long. It is a transcript of the gene rmi1, whose product is annotated as RMI1, RecQ mediated genome instability 1, homolog (S. cerevisiae). The record is from RefSeq and is a predicted model, not a curated record. Gene Ontology annotation, biological process: double-strand break repair via homologous recombination; resolution of meiotic recombination intermediates. Gene Ontology annotation, cellular component: RecQ family helicase-topoisomerase III complex; nuclear body. Gene Ontology annotation, molecular function: nucleotide binding. Lineage: Eukaryota; Metazoa; Chordata; Actinopteri; Cyprinodontiformes; Poeciliidae.